Penicillium bovifimosum is the source of this 3420-nucleotide messenger RNA. RefSeq names its product CDC5/polo family serine/threonine-protein kinase. The transcript is spliced from 3 exons. Gene Ontology annotation, cellular component: nucleus; centrosome; spindle pole. Gene Ontology annotation, molecular function: ATP binding; protein kinase activity; protein binding. Gene Ontology annotation, biological process: mitotic cell cycle; protein phosphorylation; regulation of protein localization to mitotic spindle pole body. The record is from RefSeq and is a predicted model, not a curated record. Lineage: Eukaryota; Fungi; Ascomycota; Eurotiomycetes; Eurotiales; Aspergillaceae. The coding region runs from base 1 to 3420 and encodes 1139 amino acids.
AUGAUGGAGGCCCUCUCCCCGCGCACAACAAACCAAAUGAUCAAACCUAAACUGGCCAUGGAUCGCAAAGCUUAUGAGAAGAACCUUGCGCCUCCAAGCAACCAGCAACAAGAGAAGCUCUCCACAUCCAAAAGUUACGCCGACCCACCGCCGUCAAUAGUUUCAGAACCGGGAGAUGGGGAGCGAUACUCAAUAGGCGGAUUCCUGGGGAAAGGCGGCUUUGCUGUGUGCUAUGAGGGUACAUUGGCCCGCAAUGGGCGAGUGUAUGCUAUGAAAGUCGUUAAGUCACAAAUGUCACAAAAGAAGAUGGAGGAGAAGUUCCGAACCGAACUUCAAAUCCACUCGAAAAUGCGCCAUCCAUUUAUUGUUCAGUUCUAUCGCGCGUUCGCCUUCGAAACUAGCACAUACGUCGUCCUGGAGUUAUGUCCGAAUGGCUCGGUGAUGGAUAUGUUCCGGAAACGACGAUGUCUGAGCUUGCCAGAAGUACGCCGGUUUAUGAUUCAGCUCUGCUCGGCCGUGAAAUACCUACACAAACGCUUUGUCGCUCACCGCGACUUGAAGAUGGGGAAUUUAUUCCUCGAUCACAAUAUGAACAUCAAGGUCGGGGAUUUCGGGCUGGCAGCUAUGAUUCUUUCAGAUAAAGAUGCCAAGAGACGGAAUACGCUGUGUGGAACGCCCAACUAUAUCGCCCCAGAAGUUCUGGAUAAGAGCAAGGGUGGCCACACACAGAAGGUUGACAUUUGGUCUCUAGGUGUGAUAUGCUUUGCCAUGCUCGCCGGCUACCUACCAUUUCAGUCAAAAACGCAAGAGGAGGUGUAUAGAAAAGUGCAGAACUUGAAUUACGUAUGGCCCAAGGAAUCGGAUUCCACCAACUACAUCCCCGAGGAAGCAAAAGAUUUGGUCAGUCGUUGCUUGAAUCUCGUCGACGAAGAACGGCCAGACCCAGACGACAUUGUCGAACAUCCAUUCUUCAACAUGUACGAUGGUUGCAUUCCUCGCCAAUUGGAUCCAUCAUGUCGAUUCAACAAGCCGCUCUGGCUCAAAGAUGCGUCGCCUCGGGGUGAUUGUGUGGUCAGCGGGUACGGCUUGGACUCGGAUGAGAAGCUUCGCGCCUAUGUGUAUCAAGUGGACGAUCCUUCUCAGCGCUAUCACUCCUGCAAGGCUGCCUUUUACUCACUUUGUGGCGUGGGACGCAAGCCUGAUGGUACGGCGCGCAAAUCCGUUGGCAAGAACUGCUCCAAGUCCGCAUUUUCUGAGUGUGAUGUGGAGGACUCCAGAGGUCUGCGGCCGAUGAUACCCCUGGAGCCGGAUUAUGUUUACCAAUGGCCUCAUGACCCUGAGGGUGAUUGGUGUCUUUUGGAAACUUCCCGCAAGGUCAUCCGCUCUGAUGAGUCGAUGCUUAACAGCAGCACUAUGUCUCAGCGAAGUCUAUCGGUUCGUCCUAACCCUAUCGCAGCAUCACGCACCAAUGCCGCGCUUGCAGCUGCUCAACAGCGCCGACUGGAGGGCCAAAACCACGCAGCGACCCUACGUCAACAGGCCCGAGUACCUCCUGUCUCUCCCCGGAGAGCACCUGGGAUUAGCGAUCCCCCUGCUUUAUCUUCUAGGCCGUACCGAGAUGUCCCACAAGCGCCCGCGAGGCCCCCGCCGGUUACAGACGUACCGUCGGGAGGCCUCGCGGAACGUCCCAUCCGGACACGGAGGAUGGCAUCCGCUUCUCAAGCCACCACCCUUCACAACAAGGACAAGGAAACCGUUCCCCAAUUAGCCAAGUCCACAAGCAUGCCAUCUGGCUUGACUGUAGGCAAAACACGCUCUCAGUCUCGCAGAUUGGCAGCCGCUGACCAGGGAUUGCUACAGCCUUUUGUCGCACCGAACGAACGGCGGCCGUCUACUAGACCGGAGCAGGAUGUGCCCAGCCGGCAGAUAUCCCUAAGGUCGUCUAAAGCAGACCUCAAAGCAGGCAUUGCACGAGGCGAACGACGGAGGGACAGCCCCAUUGAAGAAACAGCUCCGUCUUCACUAGCACAGUCGAAGAUUGCUGAAUCUAACGGACUCGGUCGAUCCAACUCCAACGGUGUUGCUCGGAGUAACAGCAAGACCACUGGUAGAGCACGUUCAAGUCUGGGGCUCAGUCCUAUGUUCCACUCGGACGAUGAUUGUAGACUGUUGCCACGGACUUCUCUCGCCGAGGUCAAUACAGACUUGCGUCUCAUGUUGUCUAACCUAGUUAACCACGCUCCAAGCCGGCGAAGAGGCGGAGUGCGCAAACAGCCCCAUGCCUACGUCAUCAAAUGGGUUGAUUACACCAACCGUUAUGGAAUCGGGUAUGUCCUGGAUGAUGGCAGUGUUGGAUGUGUGUUCAAAGGCGAAAAUGGGCAGCCUGCGACGAGUGUUGUGGUACGCGAUGGUGAAAGACACAUCCGCCGGAAAGCGCGCAGCGUCGACGACGGCAAACAGCAACCGAUCUACUACUCCGAGGCCAACCAACUAGUUCCCCGGACUGGACCCCCGGUAGAGUUCUAUGAGAAUAGAGACGACGAUCUGCUAGGGUGCCGGGGCAUCCGCCGCGCGUUGAUUUCCCCCUCACUGUUCGACGCGAGAAGUUCAAAGGCGUUGAAGAUUCGUAGCACCUCCGGAAACGAUCUUGAACGAGCCGAUGCGGAAAAGAUCAAGCGGAUGAAGCUUGUAGAUCAAUUUGGCAAAUACAUGAUCGGAGCGCUUGGACGACAUGGCGACGAAGGCAUCAUGGAUGAAGACUUGCCCCAGCACAACAGUGCCCAGUUUGUCAAGUUCUACCAGCGUCUAGGCAACGUUGGUAUCUGGGGCUUCGGAGACGGAGCCUUCCAGUUCAACUUCCCCGACCAUACCAAGCUGGUGAUCUCACCCGGCCGCACUCGCAGCUCCUCUCCCUGGAUCGACUUCUACCAUCUCUCAUCCUCUGCGGCUCGCUUCUUCGCCGCCAAAGGCAAAAUGCACCCAGCAGGGUUUGACACCCGCGCCGUGGCUUCUGACGAGGCAGCCACGUUCCUGAGUAUCGCGAACGGCGAUUCAGUCAAUUCCACCGAAGACCGUAUUCGGGAUAUCCUCGAUGCCAACGCGUUUAUUCAGAAAAUCGCCUUUAUCAAGGAUACCCUCAAAGUCUGGAUCAAGUUCGGCCGGCUUGGGGGUCGUCCGUCUUCAACCGAUUCUACCGAAUCCAUGCCGGACGAGGCCUUUUGGCAAGGAACACAGGAGCGCUCGCACCCAGACAGCCCGGGAACCAAGUUCGUCUGGGUUACUGUCGGGGCACCGGAUGGCGAUGGAAACUAUCGGUCUGUGGUGGUUAAGGAUAGUGAUCGGGUCCGGGAAAAGCGCGCGAUGGGUCAUGACCAAGAAAUGGAUCUACUCAAAGACCGACUGCGUGCGCUUGGUCGUUGA